Molecule: messenger RNA, 1161 nt
Organism: Fibroporia radiculosa
Lineage: Eukaryota; Fungi; Basidiomycota; Agaricomycetes; Polyporales; Fibroporiaceae
Exons: 5
Coding region: 1-1161 (386 amino acids)
Source: RefSeq, a predicted model, not a curated record
AUGGUCUGUCUCCCUCCUGCCCACGCGCCCCUGCCUGUUCUGACCCCCCAUUCGUCCCUCAGUGCGAUCGCAAGCGACCCUGCGGUAGAUGCACCCAACUCGGCCUUGUAUACCGGGCUGUGCGUGUACGAGGUCGACGAUCCCAGCCGCAAGACUUCCUCUGGCGAAGCGCAAGACGAGCGCGACAGGCUCCAGAAGCGAGUCGCCGAACUCGAGAGCGUCAUCCGCGAGCUCAAGAACAAACCACAUCCACGCUGGGUGGCUGGCGCAAGUGCCGCCAGCAGUGCAGGCGAGAGCUCUGCACGGCCCUCCCUCUCGGCCAUUUCCACAGACGCCAUCCGGGCCAGUCCCCCUCUGCCCUCAGCGCCCAAAUCAUCUCCGACUUCGACUGCGAACUGCAGUCCGUCGCAUUCAAAUAGGAACAGUGUAUUACUAAGCUCCACCGUCUCCCCAUACCCCUCCUCGCACAACUCGCCCUUUAUGGGCGCAAGCACUUCGCACCUCCCGCCCAGCCCCUCCCUCGCAGACAGCUCGCCCCUCGACACGCCCUCGCCGCUCUCGCUUUCCUCCGCCGUCGAGCCACAACACCUGUCCGGCGGCUCGUGUCUGCAGUCCGACUACGACCUCUCGUCGAUGUUCACCACGUGCUCGACGGACAAGCUCGCGGGCGAGGACCCGCUCUUCAACGAGAUCUGGGACCGGCUCAUCCGCGAGAACGGCUGCAGCACGAGCCGGGCGGGCGAGCACUGCGGGUGCCUGCACGACCCCGCGAACUACAACGUCGUGCUCGAGCUCUCGCUGCGCCUGCGCAAGGCGGCGGACCUCCUCGGGCGGGUGCCGAAGCACAGCCCGGGCGCGGCGCCGUGCGCGAUCAGCCAGAACAUCGCCGAGCUGGACCGCCUCGCCUCGAACACGCUGGGGAACAUGAGCGCGCCGCCCGAGCCGUUCGCGCCGUUCCCGAUGCGCGAGCGCGCGAACACGGUGCCGUCGUGCGCGGCGCUGCAGUACGCAGGGUUCGGGGGCGCACGGGCGGCGGUGCCCGCGCCUGCGCCUGCGCAGACGCUCGCGCCGCUGCAGCCGUGGGAGUACAAGAGCCCGCCGUCGUAUCCGAGCCCGCCAUGGGACGACUCGUUCAUGUCGUGGGUGCCGCAGCGGCAAUGA